AAUUCAUUUUCUAACCACACUGUGUUAAUACGAUCUCUACUUUUGAGUAAAAUUGUUGACUAACUACCCAUUUCUUCUCUCCUUUCUCUCCCUUGCCUUUGUUUCUCCUUUGAAUGCAUCUGUUGUGUAAUUUCACAUCCAACCAUGGAUUUGCUCCUGAGAGCAGCCUAUUUUCACAUGCCCACCUUCACCAUUCAUCCGCCAUGCUUCAUUUCUUUCCCCAAACUUGUUGCCAGUCCCUGAAAUGGACUUGCUUUCAGACAUUUCGGAGGAAGACCCCUUUGGGGAGGCCGACCAAAUCACACUUGACAGCUUAGAGCUCCUUUCCACAGGGGAAACAUCAGAGCAGGGGGACUGUGAAGCCGCUGUCCUUGAUUCCGUCUUGGAUCCUGUUAUAGCCCCUUCUCGGAUUGACUCUCCUCCCACCCAUGAGCAGCCUCUAAAAGAGGCUGACCACAAGGAUUCUGAGUUGGGGUACUUUUCCUUCAGUUUCUGCAAAUGCUUGCCAUCCGGCUUCCCCUCACUCCUCGAUGAAGAUGGGUAUCUUGCUUUCCCCAGCCUCCCCAAGGUCUGGGUCUCCUUCCUCCCUGCUGACAUCCAGCACUAUGUUCCUAUCACCUCCCCUUCAUUCCUUCCUUCCCUCAUCCUCAUCUUUGGGCUACUUCUCUCUGCUUCUCAGUCAGUGCCUUUUUCCCUCACCUUUUCCCUUCCUCUGGCUCUAUGCCUCUGCUACCUGGAGACUAAAGCCACUCCUUUUAAUGUGGCUUAUGACUGUAACUUGAAUGACAGAACAGAGGAAGAGGAAGCAGUUGUUGGUACUCCUACAUAGUCUUCAAUUUGUGCAGUCAACAGAACUACACUUCAUUUUAAACCCUUCCUAAUGUAGAGUGUAAACGUGUGCAUAAACUUUACCACUGAUUACCGUCAAUAUAGUCUGAGCUGUACCUGCUCACACAUAUAGCAUUUCAGUGCAUGAGAAACAAGUGUAAGCAUUUCCCCUUUCAUUGAUGUCUAUUGACCAGGUCCUCACAUUCUGAGUUGAAAGCAAACUUACAGGACUAUUUUAUAAAUAGCUAUAGACCUUACUAGGUCUUAAAAAAAGAACUUAGAAUGCAGUAGACAUCACUGUAAUUGAUGUAUAUUAUUAGAACUCCUUAUUAUUUCUUUUGUUAG
Messenger RNA from Pteronotus mesoamericanus, 1173 nucleotides. Its product is annotated as band 4.1-like protein 3. NCBI's taxonomy places the organism in Eukaryota, Metazoa, Chordata, Mammalia, Chiroptera, Mormoopidae. The record is from RefSeq and is a predicted model, not a curated record. The transcript has a single exon. Bases 245 to 829 code for a protein of 194 amino acids.